Messenger RNA from Suillus subalutaceus, 1680 nucleotides. RefSeq lists its product as uncharacterized. Gene Ontology annotation, biological process: regulation of DNA-templated transcription. Lineage: Eukaryota; Fungi; Basidiomycota; Agaricomycetes; Boletales; Suillaceae. The coding region runs from base 103 to 1350 and encodes 415 amino acids. The record is from RefSeq and is a predicted model, not a curated record. Gene Ontology annotation, molecular function: DNA-binding transcription factor activity, RNA polymerase II-specific; zinc ion binding. The transcript is spliced from 4 exons.
GUUCCACUCAGGUACUGAUUUAGCCUAAAGUUCUUCCGCGGCACCAAUUGUCAGAAAUUUGCUUCCGUUUGCACUUUCCUUCUCUGUCCAACCGUGACUCUUAUGUCCCCGCACGUCCACGACACUUUCGACCGUUAUUCUGCGAUGGAGCACUGCUAUCACGAUGGAGACCAGUACUAUGAUGCCAGUCUCCCGAUUUCUACGCAUUACGAUUAUACUCCAUAUCAGCCUUACUCGUAUUACAUUCCCGACAACAUGAUGCUUGCGAUGACAGACUUGCAGGGCGAGCAACAAUUAAUUCAGACACCUGUUCAUGAAUAUCACCCCCAAGCUUUUGACAACUUCACGUCUUCCUCUGUCCAUUCUGUAUCGUCAGAUUCGUCAUGUCCAACGUCGACUUAUUUCCAUGAUACAGCAGCAUAUCCCAGCAUCCCGACAUAUUCUUCUGACAGAAGACCGUCAUAUCCCCCGAGUUGGGCACAAGACGUCAGAAAUAGCUCUACUCAUGUCGCAGCUGCCCAGUCGUCAGAGUACCGAGCAACGAUCGCGCGUCUCAGCGAUGAUUUUCUCGCAAGCGCGUCGUCGCUGUUUGGAGGAUCUACUUCACGAACUCGCAACACGUCCGCUACCUUGAGUGGAUCUACAACCCCUCAUCAGAGCCCUAUGCAAAACAGCAAUCUUACCCCUGCAAGAAAACGCUCAUCGGAAGCCAUGAAUGAGGAGGCCUUUGUUAAUCAGCAACUUGACGCUCGUGCACCCGUGCAAGAUUCAAGAUACCUUCCUCAGCCUCACAUGAUUGUUCCUUCUCAAAAUAGAGUUGGGCGUGAACGUCGUCUUCCUCCGAGUUCAUCACACAGUGGCGAGUCACAAAGCCUCCUGCGGUCUCCCGCUCGCCCUUUUAGACAGUCGCAUUCACCAGAUCUACUAUUACGUGAAGAAGGGCGACCGGCGGCCCAUCAAGCUAAUAAGAGGCCCCAUCGCUCCGAGGAGAUCACCCGCCAUUCUCAGACCAUUUCAAGCCUCCCUGCAACGUGGUCAGCGCCUGUGGAGCCUGUUAUGAAAGUCAGUGCCUCGAGGAAGACCGGUGAACAGAAAAAGCAAGCCCUUGCUUGCCUAUUCUGCAGAGAAAGAAAAAUAGCCUGUGGCAGACCCCCUGCCCACAGCCCAGACCAGACCUGCAACCAAUGUGCGCGACGUCGGAUGAAAUGCGAGUAUCCCACGGAAUCUCGUCGAGGACAGCAUAAACGCAUCCGCCGUAAACCAACCGAGGAUUGUAUUGGAGCUUCCAAUUCAUCUUCGGCUUCGCACUCGGCACCAAAUACACCGCCUGUCAUUGCGUUAACGGCUUGAAUGAAUACUACGUCAAUGUACAACACAAGUUUUGACGACCGUUCAAUGAGACACUUUAGAUAUAUGUAUGCAAUAUUGCCUUCAAGGGCUUCUCGUGGCCUUCUACCUUCUACCUUCGACUACGUAUACCUAUUUCAUAUCAAUUCCCUUUCUAAUUGUUAACUAUUAUUACCUGACGGCGUCAGUUACUCUCCUUGCAUUCCUACUUUCGUUAAGCUAGCAUGCCCAAACAUUAUGUUCGCCUUCCACAUUCUCUUACUGCAUGAUUUUUCUUAUUGUUGGACUGCAGUAUAUUUGCUUUAAUAAUAUGAAGAUCUUGUCGUUGCCUCG